Messenger RNA from Lytechinus variegatus (green sea urchin), 1166 nucleotides. RefSeq lists its product as uncharacterized. The record is from RefSeq and is a predicted model, not a curated record. NCBI's taxonomy places the organism in Eukaryota, Metazoa, Echinodermata, Echinoidea, Temnopleuroida, Toxopneustidae. Bases 59 to 1078 code for a protein of 339 amino acids. The transcript is spliced from 11 exons.
ACAUCAUUGCCUCGGAACACACAGGCUUCAGAAAUUAUUAAGACCUAUCGAGAUAAAGAUGUCGCACGAAUUUCUUCACCUUCUCCUUGUAACGAUCUUGUUUGCAACAAGCCAGGCGGCCGCUCCUCCCCUAGAGCAUUAUGGUGCAAACAAUGAUCAGGUUACAGUGAGUGGAAUAUCUGCUGGAGCUUUCAUGGCCGUACAGGUGCAUGUCGCUUACUCCGCCUCCAUCAUGGGAGUGGGCGUGGUCGCAGGAGGUCCUUACUGGUGUGCCCAGGGUAAUCUACUUAAAGCUCUGGGUGAAUGUAUGGAGACCGGGGACAUUAAUGUAGACUAUUUGGCUGGAUUUCCAACUUCAUACGCUUACAGCACGAGAACAAUCGAUGACCCAGUCAACAUGAUCAACGAUAAAAUAUACGUCUUCGGUGGAACAAGAGAUGGCGUCGUCAACCAAAAUGUUGCCAGGGCUGCAGAGGAAUACUAUCGCCAUUUCAAUUAUGAUGACAACAAUUACCUCACCGAAUACACGAUUCCUGCUGAACAUUCUAUGGUUCAUGAUAAGUAUGGGAAUGCGUGUGGUUAUAAGGGCGACCCGUAUAUCAACAACUGUGGAUACAACGCUGCUUUUGAGAUGCUGAAUCAUUUCUAUGGACCAGGACUUGAGAGACCGACAGAGACCACUGGUCAAAAUGGAAAGAUGUCCAGAUUCGACCAAACUGAGUUUUUCAAAUACGAGAACGCGGCAAAGGAGAGUGUAGCUGAUGACGGGUUUGUUUACGUACCUCCUGGUUGCAUCAGCGACUCAUCUCACUGUAGGAUACACAUAGCCUUACACGGUUGUCUACAGCAAUAUGAGCGUGCAGAAAUCGGGGAGGCAUACAUCAGAUAUUCUGGCUAUAACGAAGUGGCUGACCUCAAUGAUAUCAUCAUUAUCUACCCACAAACCAUUGCAAAACCGAUGGGUGGAAACCCCAAUGCAUGUUGGGACUGGUGGGGAUACGCUUCAAUCUCAUACGGGUGCAAUCUGGCUCCGCAGAUGGACUUCAUGAAGCAAAUUAUUGACCGUGUCACCGCCUAAAAGCAUCGGUGAUAUCCGAAAGUGAUUCGGUUAAAUGGAAAGUUUUAGCCAUCGAUGAAUUUGAUUUCCCUCUUCUGAAAAUGAAGGG